Molecule: messenger RNA, 2029 nt
Organism: Macadamia integrifolia
Lineage: Eukaryota; Viridiplantae; Streptophyta; Magnoliopsida; Proteales; Proteaceae
Product: transcription factor bHLH63-like
Exons: 7
Coding region: 496-1773 (425 amino acids)
Biological process (GO): regulation of DNA-templated transcription
Cellular component (GO): nucleus
Molecular function (GO): DNA-binding transcription factor activity; protein dimerization activity
Source: RefSeq, a predicted model, not a curated record
CCUCUCUCCCUCUCUCCCUCUCUUUUAUUCCGGCGACUUGUGUCAGAAUCCGGCAGUUCAUGUCAGAACCUCAGGCGAACUUUUUAAAUUUAUAUAUACCCCUUCCCACCUCACUCCUCUUAUCUUUAGUCUUGCGGGGUCUCUCUCUUAUAGGUUCUUUUGAGUUUCUGCCUUUUCUUCUCCCCCAAGUCUCUUUAACCCAGACAGGAAAAACGGUGACUGGAGCUUCAAUCCUCUUUUUAAGAGUGAUAAGGCAGAGGAGCAGUUAAGAAUUCCAUUUUCCAUUGGUUCUGAAAGUAGUAGAGUACGAUAGCAACAACACCUCCUUUAGAUAAACAUGCGUUCCGCAUGAAAGCCUGCAACCCUUCCUAAUCUCUUACACCAUCACCAACUUUUUUUCUUCUUCAAAUCCCAAUAUCUGUUUCUUUCUCUCUGUUUAUUUAGUCCUUGAUUGCGUGGUUAUGUGAUUAUAUGAAUAGUGAUUCGUUGCCGUAGAUGUUACAUUACCAGUACAUUACCCCUGAGAUUCUCGCCGGAAAAGUUAUGGACCUCCAAUGGCAGCAGCAACAGCAACAACAACAACCUCAACAGAACUAUUUAAAUGAGACCCAAUUCAGUGAUUUCUCCCAGCAAUCUCAUCCGACGAUGCAGCAAUUUCAGGAAUUGAUUGAUAACGAUCCAACUCUUCGGGAGCUGACGAAUCGGACGAUGAAGGUCGACCCCUGUUCAGAAAAUGGGUGGCCGGAAUUGGGGAAAUACCCAAUACCCAGAACGGGGUUUGUGUCUCCCUCUCCUUCUGGGUUUGCCACUGAUUCUAUUGAGAUGAUGGGUUACUCCAUUUCCAGGACUGCAAGCUCUCCACCGUCUGUGGCAGAGGAGAAAGGGAGAGAAUCGGUUUUAACGGCUUCGUCACUUGGGAGAGAGAGCUUCAAGAAGAGGAAAAUGGAUAAGGCACACAACUCAAAGGUUGCCGCAGAGGACAACAAAGAAAAAAGGGCCAAAGGAGAUGAAGAGGAGGAAUCUAAGAUCACAGAGCAAAACAACACCUCUACCACCACCACUGCUGCUGCUAACAAUAACAACUCUGAAACUUCUGGCGAUACUUCAAAAGAGAAUUCAAAGGUAUCUGAGGUUCAAAAACCAGAUUACAUUCAUGUCCGAGCACGUCGUGGUCAGGCCACAGAUAGCCACAGCUUAGCAGAAAGAGUGAGAAGGGAAAAGAUCAGUGAGAGGAUGAAGUAUUUGCAAGAUUUAGUUCCUGGGUGCAACAAGAUCACAGGAAAGGCUGGAAUGCUCGACGAAAUCAUCAACUAUGUGCAAUCUUUGCAGAGACAAGUAGAGUUCUUGUCCAUGAAACUUGCUGUUGUGAAUCCAAGGCUUGAUUUCAACGUGGACAACUUCUUCACAAAAGAGCAGAUGUUUCCUGCUUCCACUACUAGUUUUCCAGUGGGGAUAUCUUCAGAACUUGCAAAUCCAGCCUACCUUCAGUUCAAUAAUCCAGUACAGCAAGUGGUAACAUGUUGUGGGUUGGAUAUGGCAAUAAAUCCUCCUGAAAUGACAAUUCGAAGAACCACGAGCGCUCCUGUGUCUAUGCCGGAAUCCUUUUUAGAUUCAUCCUGCUUCAAUCAGGUUCAACCCUCUUCUUCUACUUGGGAGACUGAUUUACAAGGCCUCUAUAAUGUGGAAUCUUAUCAAGGAAGAUCAACUCUUUUCCCAUCCCAACCAUUAUCAGGCACCUUGGAAGCUGCUACCAUUCUAAAGAUGGAGAUGUGAUCUAUGGAUAAUCAUCAUUCAUAGAUAUAUUAGGUGGAGAAGCAGAUUAACAUAUAAUAGUUUAUUUAUACACCCAAAUCCUCAAGUCUCCACCAGGUCCCCUGAUUCUUUUCCACUUUCUCUUUUUCUUCUCCUUGUUUUCUUUUCCUCCCAGCUUUUUAAUGAUAAUUAAGCAGGAUAUAUAUGUACCAUUGUAUGUAUUUAUGUAUAAUUGCAGCAGUUUAGUAAUAAUAAUUGUGAUCUUAUACAUUAUUAA